CUCCCGCGAGACCUCUUCCCACACUCCUCACUAGUACUAUUCAGUACAGAAAGAAGGUGUGACUGUUCUAGAGAGAGAAAGAUUCACAGUUAUAGAGAGAGAAAGCCAAUCCUUCACCAUUAAUACCUCUCAACAAGAAAGCGUGACUUUCUCACCUUCACUCUUCUACCUCAGAAUCUGUGAAGAUCGGUAUCGCUUCAAAUUCACCAAAUCAACUCUCUUUGUUAAUUCUUAAUUCUCUAUACACAACUGUAGUGAGAGAAACACAGAGUGAUUGUGUGAUGGAGCUUAGUAAGGUCACGUUGGAGAUAUUCUCAAAACUUGAGAAGGAGUGGCUUUACCACUGCGAAGGCAGGCAAACGCGAAUUCUCAGCAUCGAUGGCGGCGGAACAACCGGCAUUGUCGCCGGAGCAGCCUUGAUCCACCUCGAAGACCAGAUCCGAGCUAAAACCGGCGAUUCUCAAUCUCGCGUCGUCGAUUUCUUUGAUAUUGUAACAGGAACCGGAAUCGGCGCUAUCUUUGCCGCAAUGCUGACCGCCGACGACGGACACGGCCGUCCUCUCUUCACCGCCAAGGAAGCAGUCGGAUUUGUCGCCGAAAAGCAGUCGGAGCUGUUCAAAAUCAAGCAAGUUGGAGUACUUCGCCGACGAAGGAUGUUUUCCGGCAAAAGCAUCGAUAAGGUGCUGAAGGAGGCGUUGACGAGAGAAGACGGCCAGGUGUUGACGUUGAAGGACACGUGUAAGCCUCUCUUGAUCCCUUGCUUCGAUCUCAACAGCUCCGCGCCGUUCGUUUUCUCCCGAGCCGACGCGUCCGAGUCGCCUAGUUUCGACUUCGAGCUCUGGAAGGUGUGCCGUGCCACGUCAGCGACUCCGUCCUUGUUCAAGCCGUUUAGCCUGACCUCCGUCGACGGAAAGACCUCUUGCUUGGCCGUAGACGGCGGUCUCGUCAUGAACAACCCCACCGCCGCAGCCGUCACUCACGUGUUGCACAACAAACGUGAUUUCCCCUCCGUUAACGGAGUCGAGGACCUGUUAGUCCUUUCAUUAGGUAACGGCCCGUUAGCGAGUCCGUCUCAGCCGAGUGCCCGUCGUAACGGCGAGUGUUCCACGUCGUCCAUCGUUGGGAUUGCUCUUGACGGCGUCUCCGAGACCAUAGACCAAAUGUUAGGCAACGCCUUCUGUUGGAAUCGUAGUGAUUACGUUAGAAUUCAGGCUAACGGUUGCGUAACGGGGAGUACGGAGGAGAUUCUGAAAGAGAGAGGUGUGGAGUCACUGCCGUUUGGGGGGAAACGGUUACUGACGGAGACGAAUGGGCAGAGAGUUGAGAGCUUCGUGAAAAGGCUCGCUGCUUACGGAAAGAGUAGUCUACCAGAAAGUCCGCGCAAGGAAAACGCCGUUAGUCUUCUUGAUAAUGGCCGUUAGGUUUAGGCUUUAGGUUUGGUUCACCAUUUGUUUAGUUACUACUAGUACAACCCAGUUGAUGUUAACUGUCUCUGUUUUUUUAUUUUUCUUUUUCUUUUUUCAUUUUAUUUUAGUAAGUAUCACAAUUUCUAUAGUUAAUAUCCAAUAAUAGUGAUCUGUUCAGUACUAA
This is a messenger RNA of Cornus florida, 1590 nucleotides long. Its product is annotated as probable inactive patatin-like protein 9. The coding region runs from base 282 to 1421 and encodes 379 amino acids. The record is from RefSeq and is a predicted model, not a curated record. The transcript has 2 exons. NCBI's taxonomy places the organism in Eukaryota, Viridiplantae, Streptophyta, Magnoliopsida, Cornales, Cornaceae. Gene Ontology annotation, biological process: lipid metabolic process.